Molecule: messenger RNA, 1025 nt
Organism: Arabidopsis lyrata subsp. lyrata
Lineage: Eukaryota; Viridiplantae; Streptophyta; Magnoliopsida; Brassicales; Brassicaceae
Product: U6 snRNA phosphodiesterase
Exons: 6
Coding region: 58-933 (291 amino acids)
Biological process (GO): U6 snRNA 3'-end processing
Cellular component (GO): nucleus
Molecular function (GO): 3'-5'-RNA exonuclease activity
Source: RefSeq, a predicted model, not a curated record
AAAUCAAAAUCUGGUUUAAAUAAUUUCUCUGUUUGUUUUUUUUUUAAUUGACCGGCGAUGGAAGCAUUGAGAGCGUCCUACGGCGACUCUUCGUCGGACUCCGAUACCGAUGAUCUUUCUCCGGCUGGUACCAUUACUGAAAACUCCAGCGAGAAAUCAACGGCUAGGAAGCAAGAGAAGGAUUCGAUUUCCUUGCCUCCUCCGCCGCUUGCGCUUCUCGAUUCCAUUGUAUCCACAGGUUCGCUUGACUCCACAGAGCCUGGAGUUCGUGUAAGAAACUUUCCUCACGUCGAUGGAAAUUACGCGUUGCACGUGUACAUACCUGUUUCUAUACCUCCACUGCCGAAGAAGGAGAUUGUUUGUUUCUUAAAGAGGGUUGCAUCAGUUGUUCCUCAUCUUCAUUUGGUGGAGGCUGAUGUGCCACUCAGCAUUCUAUGCAAGGAUGAUCAGAAGUUUGAGCGUGCCUUGGGGAGAGAGUUCCACAUUAGCUUAGGAAGAAGUGUUCCUCUACGUGUUCAUCAGAUUAACUCGGUGGUUUCUAUGCUUCGGCAAAAGCUUCAAUUACAGAAGAGAUAUGCAAUCGAUUUUAAUAAGUGGGAAGUCUUUGUGAAUGACGAUUGUACUCGCUCUUUCCUUUCUUUGGAAAUCACCACUUCAGGACUAUCCGAGAUAAGUAAGCAAAUUGAUGCUGUUAAUGAAGUUUACAAGCUCCACAAUCUGCCAGAGUUCUACAAGGAUCCGCGGCCACAUAUAUCCUUGGUCUGGGCGUUGGGUGAUAUUAGAACUUCCCUAAAGGGAGCUGUUGACGCGGAACUGAGGAAGCUUAGAGCUGGUGGUUGCGUUCAGAAUCGUAUCUUCACCUCUAAGUUUGGUGGGAUUGAGUGUAAGAUAGGAAACAAAACACACAAAAUAUGUAAACUCCCAGAUGAAUAAGAAAAUCCCAAAUUUCUGUGUUUGCUGACCUAUCAGGUAUGCAUUUGUAACGACAUAGAAGCAUGAGUUGAUCUGUGAUCUUAGGUGUUCCA